AUGCGCCAUACUUUUCUCCCCCUCGCUGCGCUAUUUACGGCUUCUGCGCUGUCGUCUCCUCUGUCAUUAGCAGCUCGAACACCAGAGGCAGCCGCCGAGCAAUGUCACGGCAUAUCCGGGCCAUUUCUGGGUCCUUCCUUUCCUGACCCAUCGAUCUAUUAUAUAGAUGGCACGUGGUACUCCUUCGGUACUUCCAAUGGAAAAGAUUUCCAAGGGGCAAAAUCCGCGAAGUUCGACAGUGGAUGGAGCAAACUCGAAGGCCCAACCCUGGCCAUCAAGGAGGCGACGUGGGCAGGCCAGCAGGAGAACGGAGUCUACGGCUUAUGGGCACCCGAUGUCUUUCGGAGGAGUUCUGACAACAAAUUCGUCAUGUACUUCGCAGCGCUCGACAAGGAGACUAUCGGCCCUAAAAAGGUCCAACAUUGUAUCGGAGCUGCCGUGAGCGAUGAUAUCGCGGGCGUGUACCACCCUGAGAACGACUUCGUACAGUGCAACCGAACCUCAUCAGGUGUCAUUGACCCCGCGUGGUUCAAAGACACGGACGGCAAGCAAUAUGUCGUCUACAAGACAGAAAUCCCGGAAAACUGGCUGGAGAUUCGGGAGGUGCGCAGCUCCGGGCCCAAGGAAGGCGUCGAAUGGGUCGGGAAUGCACAAAAGCUUCUCCGCGUGAAUGGCCAAGGCUUUUCUGAUGGAAACAAUAUGGAGGCUCCGUACAUCUUCAAGCGCGGUGAUACAUACUUCUUGACGUACAGCACCCACUCCACCGCCGACGCCACGUACGAUGUGCAAUAUGCGACGGCGAAGAAGGUGAACGGGCCCUAUACUAGGGUCAAAGAGCCGCUUCUUAAGACUACAAAUGCCUUUGGAUGCAAGCUCAUUGGCCCUGGCGGUGCAAGCUUCCAGCGAGGAUCUAAUGGUAAUCAGGAGGUUACAAAGAUAAUCUUUCAUGGUCUUACGGAUGCAAUGGAUAUCAACAAGCGUGUGGUGUACACGGCGACUGUGCAGGUCAAUGGUGACAGACUCUCUAUUGGUUCAGCAUAG
Messenger RNA from Aspergillus pseudonomiae, 1041 nucleotides. Its product is annotated as glycoside hydrolase family 43 protein. Gene Ontology annotation, molecular function: hydrolase activity, hydrolyzing O-glycosyl compounds. Bases 1 to 1041 code for a protein of 346 amino acids. The transcript is spliced from 3 exons. The record is from RefSeq and is a predicted model, not a curated record. Gene Ontology annotation, biological process: carbohydrate metabolic process. Lineage: Eukaryota; Fungi; Ascomycota; Eurotiomycetes; Eurotiales; Aspergillaceae.